Dermacentor andersoni is the source of this 988-nucleotide messenger RNA. RefSeq names its product alpha-tocopherol transfer protein-like. Lineage: Eukaryota; Metazoa; Arthropoda; Arachnida; Ixodida; Ixodidae. Gene Ontology annotation, molecular function: phosphatidylinositol bisphosphate binding. Gene Ontology annotation, cellular component: membrane. The record is from RefSeq and is a predicted model, not a curated record.
CUCCAAAGCAAUAGACUGACAUCUAAAUUAGCGGUACUUUUACAUUAGCAAAUUGCGACGAAAUACGUUUUGUUGUACAGUACUGUACAAGUCUUCGAGUAAUGCUAAUAAAGAAAAGGAAUCUUGUGAUAUAAGCUACACACUUCUUUUUUUUUUAAUUGUCAUUGACAACAGUGAUUGAAGCGGCUACAUAUCUGCCACAAUCUGUCUGCGGUUGCAUUUUGCAAUUGUGUUUGCAAAACUGUUCACUUAUCCAUUUUCGUGCUGCUCAGGGGAAGAGUCGCUGAAUGCGAAGACGGACAGCGAGUUCCUGAUGGCGUUCCUUCGCUUCAGCCGCAUGAAACACAAGCGUGCGUUCGAGUUCCUGAAGCACUACUACGACUCCAAGAGGAAGGAGGUCGAGCUGUUCCGCAACCUGAUGCCCUCGGAGCUGGACCACGUGUUCUCCAGGAACCUCAUCGGUCUGCUGCCCGACAAGGACAAGAAGGGCCGCUUCAUUCUCGUCCUCAGGGCGGGCGCCUGGAACCCCGACCAGGUGUCGUUCAUGGACGUGGUGCGCGCCAUCCUGCUGUGCUUCGAGUAUAUCAUGACGAAGAAAGCGGCGCAGGACAACGGCCUCAGCAUGCUCUGCGACUUCGACGGCUGGGGCUACAGCAGCAUCCUAGCAGUGCCCAGUACGCGAAUCGGUGGCAUCUCCAAAGUCUUUCCCGGCUACCCCGUGAGGAAAAAGCGCGUUGACAUCGUGAAGCAGCCUUACAGCUUCAACAUAUUCUUCAAGAUGAUCACACCUUUCCUAGACGCUGCGUCAAUCGCAAAGGUGCACUUGCACGGCACAGACACCAAGGCGCUGCACAAGCGGUUCCCGGCCAAGAUCCUCCCCAAGGAGUUCGGAGGAACCAAGGGCCCCUUCGACGCCUCCAUGUGCUACGAGAAGCUCAAGAGGAAGGAGGCUGCGUUCGCCGAAGACUUCGAGUACGGCUACGUCUAG